CGACUAAUCCGUUUAGACUGUGAAGUUCUGAGAGGGACUGUCCAAAAGAAACCCCUUGAACAAGUUACUAUCGUCCGUAUACCCUUUAAUGCCCGCGAAUAAAGCGGCAGAAAAUGCACUGGGCACAAUCGGAACGAUUUGUUGGACUAUCCAGUUGGUUCCACAGCUAUGGAAAAGCCACAGGGAGAAAUCUACUGAAGGGCUCUCCCAAUUUCUUGUCUUCAUAUGGGGAGCAUCUGGUGUACUCCUGGGCGUAUACGCCAUUGUCCAGAACAUCAAUAUACCCAUCAUAGUCCAACCUCAAUUAUUUGGGACACUAUCAUUUCUGUCGUUCGCUCAGUGUCAAUAUUAUGGGUCAAAGCGGCCCUUCUGGACAUGUGUAGCGAUCUAUAUUGUAUGUUUGGCAUUACUAGGCGGCCUGCAAGUAGGCUUUGUCUAUGCCGUCAGGCCGUCUUACGAACACGGGCACUCAGCAGGUGUCGAGUUCUUUGGCAUCGCGAGCUCUGUGACUAUUGCCGCAGGUCUCCUGCCGCAAUAUUACGAGAUCUGGAAACACGGGGAGGUCAUUGGCAUCUCAAUACCGUUCAUGACGGUCGACAUGCUCGGUGGGGUGUUCAACGACCUCUCGCUCGCGUUCAAGUCAGAUUUCAAUGUCAUCGCUAGCGUUACUUACUCGCUUGUGGUGGUCAUGGAUGGCAUCGUCAUCCUCCUUGCAUUAAUUCUGAAUCCUUUGGCAAGACGGCGCCGUAAACGCGCUGCUAUGGCUGCCAUGGAGGUGGAUACAGCACCUGCGGACCCAAGUGGAGGCGUCGGGCGAAUCGGCGACGUAGAGCUCGCUGGUGCGGAAAACCGGCAGCCCACUCCGUCUUCCAAUGCGCGAGAUGUCAAUGAGAAGCCAGAAGCGGCAGCCGUCGAUGAAGAGAGAGGGGAUAUGACCGUUACGACUAGCAACGCCAGACGAGAUACACCACAGCAUUCCCAUAGAACGCUCGAUAGCAAUGAUAUUUAAUCAGUGAUUAUUCAGGAAGGGCGACGGACACGUCCCGCUGUGCAAGUAUUAUCUCACUCAGGCUUCCAAUCACCCGAGGUUACGGCGCGUCCAGAGACUG
Fomitopsis serialis is the source of this 1109-nucleotide messenger RNA. Its product is annotated as PQ loop repeat-domain-containing protein. NCBI's taxonomy places the organism in Eukaryota, Fungi, Basidiomycota, Agaricomycetes, Polyporales, Fomitopsidaceae. The record is from RefSeq and is a predicted model, not a curated record. The coding region runs from base 89 to 1009 and encodes 306 amino acids. The transcript is spliced from 7 exons.